Dermacentor andersoni is the source of this 10581-nucleotide messenger RNA. Lineage: Eukaryota; Metazoa; Arthropoda; Arachnida; Ixodida; Ixodidae. The record is from RefSeq and is a predicted model, not a curated record.
UGUGCCCAACCUUCUCAUUUUCUGUGGACACUUGCUAACACGUGAUACGCUUGAAACACUUGCAAACCAAACCACGUGUAAAACCGAGAGGCCGCUUUGUUCGUUUUUUUUCCCGGUUCCUGGUGCUGCCUGGAUGCGAGGGCUCUUGAAGACGUCGUACCUCAGCCCUCCAUCCGUCUCGAAAGCUUGUUUUUCGCGUCAGCCUAACCCGGAAGAGUGGGAUGCACUUAGCGGGGAUCUCUUGGCCAUACACUCGAGGCGUGAAAAGGACAAACCAGUCUCCAAAAAGCGCAGUAUCAGAAGACCAACUCUGAAGUCAACGGAGCAACGUCCAAGUAAAGAGCAGAUGUCAAAACCAGGCCUGGGCGCUGAGCAUGUGUUUGGACUGCACCCCGUGCUGCUUGCGCUGCGUGCACGCAAGCGAAUCCUGUACGAGCUGCAUGUUGAUGCUGGAAAGCUGUCCAGUGCAGGCAGACUGGAGCAGAACCCGUUGCUGCUGCAGAUACUGGACCUAGCCAAGGAGCAGGAACUUCCCGUCAACGGAUGCCCGCAGAGUCGCCUGGGGCAGCUGUGUAGGGGUGCAAACCACCAGGGGGUGUGCCUUGAUACAUCCAAGCUUCCUGUUCUGCAAGGUGAAACCUUGUUGGGCUCCUUGGACGAUAGUGACAUCAGGGAUAAACCUGGUAGGCUGCUAUGGCUCUACAUGGAUAGGAUACUGGAUCCAAUGAACUUUGGGGCUGUUCUUCGAUCGUCUUGCUAUUUUGGUGUCCAGAAGAUUUUCAUGCCUAGCAAGGACAGUUGCCGUCUGUCGCCAACAGUGAGCAAGGCCAGUUCGGGAGCGCUGGAACUGAUGGACUUAUACGUCCUGCAGACGCCGGAGCAAUUCGUGACGGAGCUGAAGGCGAAGGGCUGGUGGAUUGUGGGGACGUCAAGCUUUAACGACUCGACAAGACAUGCGUCAGGCACUGAAAGUCGCAAGCUCACUUGGGACCUACCGCCACCUGACAAGCCUGUGCUGUUGAUUGUGGGUAACGAGGGCGAAGGAGUGCAGCAAGAGUUGUCUGCCCUGUGUGACUCCAUCCUCUGUGUGGCCCCUUUAAAGGAAGACAGCCCCAUUGGCAGCCUGAAUGUGUCCGUGGCAACGGGGAUAGUUCUACAUCACCUCUCCCUUGCUCAACAACCGUGAGGGCAACACAAGAGGCACAACAAACGAAGCCAUCACAUAUUCUUGUUUGUGGGACAUCACUUGGACAAGGUUCAGGUGAUGUUCUGCACACACCCCUUCCCGGGUGACCAUGCCAGCAAGGCUGGACCCAGCUGGACUGACUACUGCGACUUGUGCAACGUGCCUCCUGGUCUUUGCUCUGUCCUAGAACAACACUUGUGUUGCAUGCUACACUGUUGAUGUGAAAAUAAUGGGCCAUGUGCAGUUUUUCUCCAUACAUGGUGGGAAUUGUGCAAAUAGCAGAUUUUAGGGACCUAGGGAGUUGCCUGCUUUGUAGUUAGAGUAGUUUCAGAUAGUUAGAAGAGACAGAAACGUCAGGUCUUCUUGCUAAACAGUGGCUGUUAAGGAAGUGCUCUUCGAAAAGUCUCUUUAUCUAUAUAUUUUCUUAUUCAGAGUUAUAAAGAAAUGGUCAUUAACAUAUUUACUGGGAUCUAGGCCAGCCUCUAUCCUGAGUCGAUCCCUGAAAGUCCGAAUCCAGAAAAAAAGAAAGGAAAGAAACUUACCUCGAAUAUAGGCUGAACAGAAAAGCGAGGACAGCAUUAACAAAAUGAGAACAUUUAUUGAAUAGGAACACGCUGAGCUCAUUCUACGUCGCUAUCUUCCUUAUUGCUGUCAUCUCCUCGUUGCAGCUGACGCACACAAAAUGCGUCGCCCAUUGCCCCCUCCAACGACGGACAUUUUUCUCAUCACUGCCGAAGUGCCGCCCGACUUGAAUGUUUGACUAUGCCUCUGCGGCUAGCACAACUUUUCGUUUGAAAACGGCAGCAUAGUGGCAUCGCCUGUUUGGUGCCAUUAUGAUAACGCCACGCUGCAUGCCGAUACGACACAGCUAAAAAUGGCGACGUUGCUUGUGCACUUCACUUGGCUGUUGGUGUAUGUCCAGUAGCGGCUGUGAUACUGGCCUUUCUAAAUGGCACUAGCCAAUGCACCAUAUUUAUCAAUUUCAAUAAAAAAAAUUUGCCAUUUAAUUAAAAUCCUCAAAUAAGCCAACCCUAGAGUUUGGCAUAUGAUUAUUUGAAGAAAACUGUCUGCCUAGAUUCGAAUAAAUAUGGUAUAUGGUUUGUAAAAAAAUUGGUCUAUAAUAGUCAUUAUAGCCAGUGACAACCUAAAAAUUUAUGGGGAUGUACACUGCUGUCGAAUUUAAGGGGGGACCUGGGCUUUGAGCAAUACCAUUAUUGAUAUUGCUGCUAGAGGAAUUAAAUUUGUGGGCAAUAUGUAAUUUAAUGUGCUUGAUGCAAAUGUGUAAUUAGUUUUUCUCUAUAUAACGAGAAAAAUAUUUUAUACAAUUUUUUCUGUUGCCAUGUUUCGGGAUGACUGGCAGAAAUUUUUUUGCAGUAAGAAAUGUAUAAAUUAUGUGAAAGUAUUCCUGAAUGUUCAAGGAGUGCAGUAAGCACUGUCUCAUGUUUCUACCUCUGUUCUAUCCAAAGUUACAAAAGUUAAAUGUUGUAGCUUCACAUGCGAUAUAUAUAUUUUUUUACCUUCCUCAAAAUUUCAAUAUGUUUCAAGGUGCAGAAAUGUGGUAUUAUAGACUUACUGCACUCCCUGGGAGCCUAGCUAUCAGAUAAAGUAAAAAUUAUUCAAAUUGGAUGAUUAGGCAAGUAACUAUGCCUCCCGGAAAAUUGCUAAUUAGCAAAAAAAAGCAUGUUGAGAAAAGUGGGAAAAACUAGCCACCAUGUGAAAAAAGCAUUUUAUCCUGGAUGGCUCAGAAGGCUCUAGGGGAAUAAUCUGGAUGGGGAUUUCCUUGCUGCCUCCGCUUUGCAGCUGCUUGAAAAGCUGCGGAGGACACUCGCUUUCUCUCCCCACUAACAACGCGACAACAGUCCUUUCCAGGGGGGACACUGCUAUUGAUAUAAUAUUCAUUUUUUCAUCAAUAUUAAUGAAACUUUGGAGCCUUAUUAAGAUUCUUGUGGUGAUUUCAAAUAUGUAAUUAUUUUUCGAAUAGGCCAUUUACUUCUCAAGAUAAACGAGAUGAAUUGUUCAUCAUUUGCAGGAACUAGAGAAUAAUACCCGCGCUACACAUAUUGCCGCAUGCCUAGUACUAGAAAACAUAGGGAACACAAUGGCAGGAAUACCUUUUUGAUAUAACUAAUAUUAGUAACUCUAUAGCAAUUCAAUAUCCACUGUUCGAAAUGUGAGUUCCCUACUGUCUGAUCUAAAAUAGAACUGAAAAAUGUUAAAGCAUAAAUUCCAAUAUCUGUUCCUACCAUUGCGUACUUUGCACACUCAGCUACAAAUAAGCCACAACAAAAACUAAGGCUCUACCUGCCUUGAAGGCACAGAUAUCGCUGCUGCAAAUCAGCACAAAUCAGCAAGUCAAAAAACCGUGUUUUGAGAAAACGGGAAAAAAAGAAAUACAUUCACUUUUAACGAAAAGUGCAGAAAUAAUUUUCCCCUACAUUGCAGUGAACGUGGCUAAAAGCCAUCAGGAAUGUAGUUGCUCUGACCACGGCCACCCAAAUGUGCCAAAAACAUCGAUUAGCGCCGUUCGCCAAUUCCCGGUGGCUUGCAUCGUGCGCGCGGCAAGGUUGCCAUUCACGCACGUUGAGCUCCACGCCGAUGCGAUAUCGCCGCAGCGUGUGCACGUGAUAACGAUCUUUAUGGCGAGGCCAUAUUCCCAUUCGCUUUUGCCUACUGCGAUGUUACCGCCGCACACCUUGCGCUUGAGAAUCGAUUAGUGCGUUCACGGUGUCCUACUGAUGACAGCGUCGACUGGUGCGGCUGCAGUGCCGUCGGCGUGAGUGAGCAAAUCCAACUUCCGCUUUGUCGCUGGCAUUGACACAAGAACUUGACGUUUUUUUUAGCAUUAAUUUCCCUCUGCAGCAAAUCCGCAUGCUGCAACAUUGCAGUGUCAGGCCGAAUGCGGCCGCUGUCCGGAACACAUUCACUCGUAGGCAAGCUGGCUAGGCCUACUUCGGCAUUGUUCGCGGCUUUGGCAUCACUUGCGGUUGGCGGCGGACGAUGCGGACGAUUAUCGAUGUUCUCCGAAGGAAUGGAAUGCAUUUGAAAGUUAUAAGCUGAUCGCUUCUUCUUUUUGCCGUAGUUGUGCCUCCUGGCGAACUCCUGGCGAUGGAUCGGUCAUCGUUGCGCAUUCGUCACAAACCUACAAGACGCGCCGUUGCAUCGCCUGCGGAAUGGAGCAGACGACAGGAACCUCGCGCAGCCAACCACAGCACGCGUUUCUGAUGACGCGUGCUAGUCGACGAAUGGGAUCGCGCGUUCGGACUUCUUUUUCUUCACGGAUUUUAAUGUCACCGGCGAGCCGACGGAUCCUUUUGGCGGGAAAUUGAAGAAGAAAUGCUCUUCUUUCUAACAAGACCAAGAUGGCUGCGACAGCGCGCGUAGGAAAAGAGCUACGCGCCGCGUUAAAAAGGGUUGUUCUUGCACGGAAUUCAGCUCACAGUGAUGUUAUAAAUUGAUAUUGCGGGCAAAAUACUCUUCCGCGAGAUGUGAAAACUUGGUGAAUUAACCCUUUGAGGGUCGAAUUAUUUUGAAAAAAACUCUCCCAGGUGGUCAAAUUACUUUUUUGCGGAUCUUGAAUGUCCAAAAUGUAUUAAGUCGGGAAUAAAUAGUCAAAAAUAAUUAGGAACAGUAUUUUGGUGUCGGCAUCACUCAGAACUGCAAAAUGUUCAAUAGUAUUUCCGAGCGUGGUACUCCUUGUAACACGGGUCUACGCACAGCGCCUUAUCGCAGUCUGCACACCUAAAAUGCGUGUCUGUUCUCUUGAAGCGAGUUGUGUUGGCGCACACAUGCCAUCUCUGCGUGCGGCUGCCUUGGGCAGAGGUCUGAGGCACCCUCUCGCGUAAGCGCGUUGCCGCGGAGAGCGAGAAUACCUCGCGAACGGCGCUGAUAAGCAAGUGGUGAUAACCAAGCUAAGAGAAGUGCCAAUCAAGAUAGAAAUCAACUUCCGCCGCCCCUGCGAGAGCGUGCCGACAAAGAGAAAAACGACGUUUCGCGCGCCUCCGUUGCGAUCACGCGGCGGAACCUAAACCGCGAAAGCGCGUUGCCACUGAGAGCGGGAAUACCUCGCGAACGGCGCUAUAAGGAAUCUAAGAGCAGCGCCAAACAAGAUAGAAAUCAACUUCCACCGCCCUGCAAGAGAGUGCCGACAAAGAAAAAAAUGAUGUUUCGCGCGCCUCCGUUGCGAUCACGCGGCGAAACCGAAACCGCCAAAGGGGCAUUGCCGCAGUCUGAGCGACACGCUGAAGCUAGCAAUCAGCUCUGUUUAUCUCCCCAAGAAGGUAGCACCAAUUUCAGACGCAUCUUGUAACUGCUAAGAGGUGGCAGCACCUCCCGAUGAGCGCUUAUCGUCAUUAUGGCGCGAAAUUUCAAACGGAGGGUCGGAACCGUACCCGUACGGCGAAGACCUUGCGGGACAGAAAACCGCCGCCGUACAUGUACGUCGUAAACCUUCAAAGGGUUAAAGGAACAGUAGUUGUAGGUACUGAAAGUUUUAUUUUCAAGAAAUCUAUUUUUUUCGAGAUUUUUUUGCCUCAAGACCCUGUAGGAGUUGAGGAGGACGUCGGGAUGAAAACUGGGGAGGUUUAUUUACAUUAUUUACAGUGAGAGUCAAUUAACAGUCUUAGAGUCAUUACGGGCCAGCAGCAACUCGGACGCUGCGGCCAGUCGCAAGAAGUUCGAAAGAGAUGAAUCAAGGAAUGCUCUAGGAAUCCUCUACUGCUGCUCCCGGUCUGCGUCUUUUGAGCCCUUCGGUGUCUCGAAGGCACGUCACGUUCGGCCAAUGGGAGAGCCCGCUCAGGUGACGCCAUUUUUGGCCGAUGGUAGGCGCCCGUGCAAUGGAGUCACACCCGGUGAAGAGAGUCGCUGCUCGUGUGUUUGUCCGAGGGCUUUCUUCUCCCUGCGGUCUUGCCUUGCUGACUUGCAAUGCGCCGCCACCAUAGAGGGAUGGGGGCGACGCCGCCAGGUUGUCACGGCGCAUUACAGCCGUCUUGCUUCGGGACCCACUCUACCCGCAACAGUGCCAGGCUCUCGCUUUACUUUCGGGAAGAGCCAAGCAGUGAAUAGCUCCACCGGCUGCACACGAAGUGGGGUCCGCCAACUUGUUUGCACGUGCCGUGCCUAAGGAAUGUGGUAUCCGUGCUUCUGCGCUCCUCAAUUAGCUGUGGUGCGAUUUGAUGUGGUCUGGGGAACUCGAAGUAGGCUCAGGAAACGGUCCCGUAUCUAACAGCUCAUCCUCGCCCCGGAAGUUCGGAUUGGCCGGUGAACUCAAUUCGCUGGCCAUGAGGAACGCUGAAAGAACCUGCAGGGUACUGGUGUCGAGCCUCGUUUAACGAACUUCGGGAUCCUGGGCCCUGGAGAACAUACGUCAAACAAACAAAACAAUACAGCGCUGCACCACGUGUAAGCGCAGGCUCUUCACCCCUGACUCGCCAGGCUAUUACUGAGUCAAAAUGAACCCUGAUCUUUUAUUUCCCCAAUUUUGACAAAGCAGUUCCAACCACCUUUCCAAACCACUAUCCAUAUCUCCUUGAAUGCCGACAGGACCAGAGUGUCAUUGUUGUAGCAAAACAAUGGAUCAUUGCCAUUGCAAACAAACAAUGAAAACAGCCGAACAUAACUUAAGUGGCCAAACUACUCGAACAGCAUGUUUCCAACCUAUUGCAGUGGCGUACUUAUCGCACGUAUUGGUGCCACUGAACAGUCUGGUCAACUUCACAAGUACGUAAUCACAAGCGCGCUAGCCUUGUGGUCACUAAUCAGAAUGCGUACUUGCGUCGUAGGCAAACUUUUCAUUACACCUACUCACGUGUCUUUCUCUAGUCCAUACAGGACAUGUACCUUAAACGAGAACUUAAUUUGCGUAACUUACGCACUCCGCAGAACCCUAAAAAAAAUGUGUCUUCUAAUUACUAGUUCUACGCAUGCUCACUAAAGAAGUCAGAAUACGGCUGCCCUCAACACACACCAGCAACCCAGUCAUAAGUCUGCUUCCUUUCGUCCACACAGGACACGCCCUAAUGGACCUAAGAACGCUUCUCAGUGCAAAUCAUGCACUCACUGAAAACCUACGCGGUUAACCUUAGAAAAUAAAAAAACGCUUAUAAAAAAAAGAAGGUUAACUAAAACACACGCGCACUACGAUAGGCCUCUCCCCGAUAACCUUGACCUUCAGGUUACCCACACACAAAAAAAAAGAAAGCCUAUGUACUCAUUAAUGAACACCUCGCGAGACUAAACUUUUACCUAAAAUGCAUCUUUCCAAUCUCGGAGCUUCUCAAACGAAAACACAAACAAAGCUCAUACCUUACAUAUUGAAAGAAAUUCUUAGUCUCAAAUCGCGAAAAUUAUCCGAGUGCUCAAAAAUAAAACAAAACAGAACGUUGCACUUCUACGGAAGCUCUGUUUGCCUCCCGUUCCAAACGUUUUCGACUGACUCACUUUUGAGCCGUACUCGAGGUGGUCGCGGUCCGAAAGCUACUCUGGCUACCGAAGAACAACAAAAGGGCUGACUCACUAUCAGCUCCCCCAAGACGUUACAGUCUCCCGCCAAUUUUUGUCCUGGCGCCCCUCUUUCCUCACGACUUCGAUUGACCAUGUCACUACUCCCCACCUGGUCUUGUCUUGCCACCUUGCGCUUCUUUGUACUACACGCUGAGCUUCGAAAAGAACGACGGAACGACGAGGAAUUUAACUGCCUCGUGCCCUUUGUCCGCGUCCGUGCAGAACAUGCUUCUCGGUCCCCCUUUGACCGGUGGCUCGAACGUGUUUGGUGCGUCAACAUCGUCAAUGACGACCGCACCUUUCUUUUCCUCGCUCCCUGCCCUUUAGGGUCUCUCGCUGUCUUUGGCGGCGCUACAUUAGUCACCGCAUUCCUAUCUUUAGGGCACUUCUUUCUGCAGCGCUUUCUCUUGGAAUUCCCUUUUAUGCUGUCCUCUGGCGCAUCGUGCUGGCCGUUACACAUUUCGUCGGCCCGGAUCGGUCUCUUACCUGCACAGUCUUAGUGAUUUACAUUUAAAUCUACUCUCACUUUGCCUCGACUGGCGGACAGCUCAACCGACUUUUGAACAAUGCAGCAGGCUUGUAGAUGUAGAUUGGACACGCCAGUGUCCAAUCUACACUUCCAGGAGAAUCUCCUUGUUGCCGGCCAAGGCCGCUACUUGCAGCGCAGUCUCGUAGGUGCUUGCCAGUUUAGCACCUACCGUCCCCCGUUUCCCAUGCACAGAGAGCGGAUAUGUCCGGUCCCGUUGCAUUGGUAGCAGCGGGGUGGGCUGCAACACCGACUCCCAAGCUAUGUGACCGACGCCUCCGCAGCGAUGGCAGGUGAAUCCUCCGUGGUCAAGCGGUUGGUACCUUUGUGGCUGUGACGGCGCUGAGAGAUGUGGCGUCCUUGUGGCGAAUGCGGCCAAUUCGUGCAAUUGGUCUUGGUGGUAGGAGGGCUGUAUCGCCGCGGGGUGCAACGGCCAGGGGCAUGCCGCCAGCGGAUACUGGAACGGCGCGGCACUUGCUGUGAUCAAACCUCCAAGUUGUGUUCCCGGCAGGCCGGCCACGUUUAUAGCUAACUGGAAGGCCAAGUCCCUCGCGACUUGGUCAGUCGGAGGUGGUGGUGGCGGCUUGUACUGCAUGCGCCUCCAGAAAUGCUCCAUGAGGCCGUCAGCGGCCUUCGCCAACUCCACGAGACUGCUGAACUGCCUUCCCUCCACCAAAUCCUGGAGUUGCAGGUGCAUAUGCUGCAGCAUGUGGUCAACCUUUUCCGACUCGGGCACUUCGCCGCCAAUCCGGUUGUAGUAGGCCGCGAUUGUAUAUAUGAAUUCUUUAAAAUUUUCUUGGGGAAUUGCGUCCGGAGCUCCAGAUCUUGUUUCAAGCAGCGCUUCGCGUCAGUGGAGGAGAACUCCGCAAUAAAUGCUGCAGUGAACUCCCAUGACACAAACGAGUUCACAAAUCGCGACCACAACUUCGCACUACCUUCCAGCGCAGCGGGCACAAUGUGUGUAAGCCUCUUGUCAGUAGCAACACCGCUGACUAAACAAAAGGUUUCAAGCCGGUCCAAAAAUUUCUCGGGGCACUGAGGGUCGUUGAACCCCUUUUACCUUGGAGGCUGACCUGGCUGACCUGUGGAGCGGGGAGCGCAGUCGCUCGCCGGUUGAACCGUUGCUGCCACCGUUGUCGCAGCACCUGUAGGCACUGCCUCGGCCACCAUCAGUCUUUGUCUGACCGCUGCCGCAAUUUGCUCGCAUUCUAUGGUGGAUCUGUUAGUCUGCCCCAGCAGAUGCUGCACUAAUUCUUCGGGAACGUUCACUGUGUCCAUGUCCAGGUAAAUCCCGAACGAGCCCCCACUUUUUAUGCUCGACGACACGCCACACAUUCGUCCCGAACUUGUCCUUUAUUUCUGCAUGCCAACCAUGCACACCACACGACCACACUACGAGUUCCCCCUCUCCUCCCGCUCACUCACUCGCUCCUGCCGCUGUCUUCCUCGCACUCACACCACCUCUUCUCAGCUCAGUUAACUACCGUGGAUCCUGCACUUGGCCUCCGAGAACCAUGGCUCCUCAUCGCGGGUCUUGGUCUCACUUGCCCCGGCCCUCGCGUGUCACGACGUUCGAGAGCUGUGGCUUGUUGAACAACCGCCUCUUUCAUCUCUCGAAGCACAUGGAAACCAAGAAAUAUGUCAAAAAUGUUGUGCUCUGCAGAACAUACACACAUUUUUGUCUCCCUGGAAAAUUCACUGGCCCAACAGCAUCCGCAAAUGGUGUGGAGUUACACGGACAAGCAAUGCGCUGCCUUUACUGACACAAAUGUGGCCCUGGAACUCUUAUGCUGUGAUCUCCUCAAACACAUCUUUCAAGUCAAACCAUUAUCGAGUUUGCGACAGCAUGAUGAUUCACGUUUUUUGCUUGUAGAAUUGACACAUUGUAGAAAAUUUUGAUUUCUUACAGGGUGCACCCUUUUGAAAGAAAAAGAACAUGGUUACUUAACAUUUAAUCUUGUAUGAGACACCCACAAGUUUUAGAGUGCCCUCACUGGUGUCAUCCUUUUGUUUCAAGCCUGCAAAACAUAGUUGCGGUCUACGUUGAAUGUAUGUGUCAUCUACAUAUGUGUCGUCAUUGAAAAAAACAUUCGCAGCAGGAUGUCCUUGCUGGAAAGUGAGAGGAUUACAUUAUUGAAUUUCUUCCCUUUACUAAUUUGUUCAAUGCAUCUCGUAUGUAGGGGUGUAGGUAGAACAUUUUCUGCCCAUUUGUCACCUGUCCUUGGGAGCAAAGUUGCUCAUGCAUUUGUGUAGCUAUCACCCUUGAUAUUCAAGUCCUCCCUAGGUGUGCAACUGUUAAGCAUAUUCAGUCAGUGGGUACGUGUAGAUAACCUUUACAGCAUGCAGUGUGAUAAAUUUGUGAGAAAAGAAA